This is a messenger RNA of Letharia columbiana, 270 nucleotides long. RefSeq lists its product as uncharacterized. The transcript has a single exon. Bases 1 to 270 code for a protein of 89 amino acids. The record is from RefSeq and is a predicted model, not a curated record. Lineage: Eukaryota; Fungi; Ascomycota; Lecanoromycetes; Lecanorales; Parmeliaceae.
AUGGAUACAAGUCGCCCGCUCGAAUGUCUUGCAUAUGCUUCCGAAAGAUCUACCCGCUUUACCAAACGAGACCAGGACAAACACAUUGUCUUUCUCGACGAUGUGAUCGCUGUUCAAAGCCAGCUCGAAUACACCAGCUUAAACAUUUCACAUCUUAUGGACCAUUACCGACUUAUUCGGCCACAAUAUCACGAGCACAACUCAAGUGCUGCGAGAGCUCUUGAGGUACUGGUGCAAGAAGCAAAGCGUAUUCUACCGGUCGCACCGUAA